Capronia coronata CBS 617.96 is the source of this 1362-nucleotide messenger RNA. RefSeq lists its product as uncharacterized. Bases 1 to 1362 code for a protein of 453 amino acids. Gene Ontology annotation, cellular component: cytoplasm. The transcript has a single exon. Lineage: Eukaryota; Fungi; Ascomycota; Eurotiomycetes; Chaetothyriales; Herpotrichiellaceae. The record is from RefSeq and is a predicted model, not a curated record.
AUGCCUCUCACCGUCCUGACGGACACAGAGGUGCGGCAAAUCCUUCUAUCGCUCACCAAAGAAGAUGCAGAAGGCCUCCAACAAAGCCUGGCGGAAGCUCUACACUCAUACUCUACCGGCGACACGAAUUCGCCAUGCAGUUCAUCCUUCCAGCCGGCGCGCACAGUGAUCAAGAAAAACGGCGUCACCACACUCUUCAUGCCCGGGUCUACUGGAACCACGGUCGGCAUGAAGAUUGUGUCCCUCGAACAGCCCGACGUGCCGGCCAGCAGCGGCAGCAAACAGUCGUCCGUCUCGUCGGCGCAUUCAAACAGCCACCCGACCACGCCGGGCAGCGCGUCAGGCGCCAAGUCACCGAUCUCCGAGUUCAGCAACUUGACGCUGACGCCAGCGUCGACGACGUCGGUGAGCAGCCGGGAUUCGAUCGACGGGGCCACCUUCGAGGCUCCGGCGUCGAUGGCCAAUUUGCAGAGCAGCACGCCGCGCGGAUCCGUGACGCUGCUCGACUCGACGGGGUACCCGGUGGGGAUCGUCAACGCGGAGGAGCUGACGGCGUUCCGCACGGCGCUGGCGUCGACGAUCAUGCUCCGGCGACGGGCGCACGUGCACACGAUCACGGUGUUCGGGGCGGGCAAGCAGGCGUACUGGCACAUCCGGCUGGCGCUGCUGUUCAAGGGCCACCAGAUCCGACACGUCAACAUCAUCAACCGGCGGUUCGAGAGCUGCAUCGCGCUGAUGAAGGCGUUCCAGAUCUCGGACGAGUCGCACGAGGAAUGGCGCAGCCAGAUCAAGUUCUCCGCCAUGAGCCCCGAGUUCGGCGAGUACGGCCGCCUGCUCAAGGAGGAGGUGCGCAAGGCCGACGCCAUCUUCUGCUGCACGCCGUCCGUCGACCCGUUGUUUCCCGCCGAGUUCCUGACCUCGCGCGAGGGCGAGCGCAAGGGCCGCUACAUCUCGUGCAUCGGCUCCUAUGCGCCGCACAUGUGCGAAAUCCACCCGGACGUCUUUCGCCGCGCCGUCGAGCCGCACUGGGGCCAUCGCCAUCACCACAAACACGCCAAGCAGGGCGGCGUCAUCAUCGUCGAUAGUCUCGAGUCGUGUCUCAAGGAGGCCGGCGAGAUCAUCAAGGCUAAACUCAAGCCCGAACAUCUCGUCGAGGUCGGCGAGCUGAUGAUGAUCAAGAAGGCCGCCAGCAAGGAACUGGAGCUGGGCGGGCCCGGCGAACAGGGCCUCGUCGAGUGGUUGUCUCGCGGCACCGUCAUCUAUAAGAGUGUCGGUAUGGGUUUGAUGGAUCUGGUUGUCGCGGACGAUCUGAUUCGCAUUGCGAGAGAAAGAGGUGUCGGCACCACCAUUCCGGAUUUCUAG